ACAGUAAGAAACAGAUAACACAAAAAUGAAACCUUUUCACACAAUGGCUGAUCAAUGACACGUUCCUAGCAUCUCUAAUAAGCCAAAGAAUUUAUCCUUGGUUGUAGGGUAAGGAAGUGACUAAGGAAGAUGAGCUUUCAAAGAAUCACCCUCUAAUUUACAUCCUUAAUGAGGAGCCACCCAAAUCGCUCUGCCAUUGACUCCUUGUCUGGGCAGAAUGUCUGAGGGUAACAUGGAGCAUGGAAAGGUGCCUGGAAAUGCAGUGGCUAGGUUGCAGCCUGCAAGAGGGAACAACUUAAGCAUGAUGGACAAAAAAUUGAAUCUUUUGAAUGAAAAGGUAGAUAAAUUAUUGAGUUUCCAAGAAGACUUGACUGGCAAGCUGCAAAAGGUGAACCGAGGCAUUGAUGACAUAGGAAAGAACAUUGAUAAGUUAACAGCAUCCCAAGCAUCCACUGCUCAGACUGAUACAACAAAAAGAUGCCCAAAACCUGGGGACAGCAUUCACCCGUCUGAGACUGAAACUGUGUGCUCAGAAAUGUUGAAGCUGAUGAGAGCUACACAGCAAGAUGCCUUGAAGCACAGGGAGAGGCUGGAAAAGAUAGAAAAAAUGGUUGAUACUGUGGAUAAAGUCAUUACAUUUGUGGGAGAGACAUUCAAAAAUUCUAAAGUAGUGGAUUUCAUUCUGAGAGGCACUGUACCCUGGAAGAAAGGGAAUUUGGUUGAAAUCCUAAUGGAGGUAAAGCAGGUAGAGAACAACUACCAACAGGGAUUUAUAGCUAACAUGCUGGCUGGGAUUUCCAUCAAUGUGCAGAUGACUGACACCCAAGAAAAGAUUCCAGUGGCCAAAGAAGGAAGCCUUGGUGAUCAUGGAGGUACAAGUUCCAAAGUAAAAUCCCCUCUCUCCUCACCAUUGGAAGUUGAAGGAGUUAAACAUCUGAUUGACAAAUUUAAACACAAUCCAUGCCCUCCAAACACCAGAACUGACCCAGUUCAAGAAGUAAAAGGGGUGAAGCUUGCUAAUAAACACAAUGAACAGGAACUCAAAUUAGGGAAGCCACAGAUGCUAUUGAACAAAAUCUCAACUGAUAAAAAGCCCCUAGAGAAAUCAGAGCUAAAAUGCAAGUCCAUAUCCUCUCAAAGCACAACUGAAAACAAUACUAAAAAAGAUCUUGGGGCCAAAAUAAAAAGCCAUAAAGAAACAACAAAGACAAUGAAAGAAUCCACAAAGGAUGCUAGAUCUGAAUUAGAAUUAGAAUGUGUGGAAUUAGAAAGCACAUACGCAGGACAAAAAGAAGACAAUGCAAAUCAAUGUACAGGAGAGGCCCCAGAAAAUACUACAUCAGUAGAAGCCAGCAAAGCAUUUGGCAAGCAGGAUGAAGUAAUCAUUGAUGACAGCCCUCCGCCUCCUGCUCCCUUUGAACAUCAAGUAGUGAGCGUCAAACAAACAGAGAUAACAACCUGCUAUUCAGUGUGCCGGCAUGAAGUAUUAGGAGGGGGGCGUUUUGGUCAAGUUCACAAGUGCACAGAGGUGUCAACUGGUCUUAACCUGGCAGCCAAAAUAAUAAAAGUGAAAGGAGCAAAGGAAAGGGAGGAAGUGAAAAAUGAAAUAAACAUCAUGAACCAGUUAAAUCAUGUGAAUCUGAUCCAGCUUUAUGAUGCUUUUGAAUGCAAGAACAACCUCACCUUGAUCAUGGAAUAUGUUGAGGGUGGUGAAUUAUUCGACCGAAUCACAGAUGAAAACUACCAUCUAACUGAGUUGGAUGCAAUCCUUUUUACCAAACAAAUAUGUGAAGGAGUCCACUACAUACAUCAGCAGUAUAUUCUCCAUUUAGACCUGAAGCCUGAAAACAUAUUGUGUAUAAAUCGCACUGGAAACCAGAUUAAAAUUAUUGACUUUGGUUUAGCUAGGAGGUAUAAACCUCGUGAGAAGCUGAAAGUUAAUUUUGGCACUCCUGAAUUCCUGGCUCCCGAAGUGGUGAACUAUGACUUUGUUUCGUUCCCAACUGACAUGUGGAGUGUAGGCGUCAUCACGUACAUGCUGCUCAGUGGCUUAUCGCCAUUCCUAGGAGAAACGGACGCAGAGACAAUGAAUUACAUAGUGAACUGCAGCUGGGAUUUUGAUGCAGAUGCAUUUGAAGACCUCUCAGAAGAGGCAAAAGACUUUAUUUCCAAACUCCUUGUGAAGGAGAAGAGUUGCAGGAUGAGCGCAGCACAGUGUCUGAAACACGAGUGGCUAAAUGAUCUGCCUGGCAAAGCCAAGAAAUCCAAGUUUUGCCUGAAGUCCCAGUUGCUGCUACGGAGUUACAUGGCUCAUAGAAAAUGGAAGAAACAUUUCUACGUGGUAGCUGCUGCCAAUCGGCUGAGAAGGUUUCCGAGCAUGUCUGUCAACCUUGCCUAGGCUGCUGUGGAAGAGCUAUAGGCAUUAGAGCUAGAGAUGAAGCAGAGAGACAAGAACUGGACGUUUCUCUCUCUUCCCCCACCACUUCUGCCACCCUCAUGUUAUGUAUCAUGUGUGUGUCAGGUACCAGCACUGCCUCAGAGCACAACAUAGAAUGAAUUUUACUCAUCUUUAUAAAAUGGGGGUUUCCAUAGUUCUGUUUUACAAGCUCUGAGCUGCUGGACAUAGUGAUACAUAAAUAUUCCUGAUAUAACUCCACUUAUAGCUAUGAUGAUAUGCUCAUAAUUAGCAGCUAAGUUCUUUGAGUGGGACCCAUUUUGUUUGGAAGUCUUUGAUUAUUUAUAUAAAUCCAAAGGGUGGAGUAUAGCAGCAAGCACCUGGUCAGCAGCAGUGGGAUACCUUAAGACUUUCUAUCUUAAUGAGAUGCCAUACUAUCACUUUUAGGGAGUUGCCACAGUGGAGAUAAAUUUGGAGGGAUAAUAGUGCUAUAGUUUCCCCAAAGAUAACUUUUACUUAAAGCAAAAUACCCAGGGACAAAACUGAGGUUGAAAAAUGCAGUUUUUCUACAUUUCUUCUAAAGGGGUUGAUUUUUUUCCUGCCUCUUCCCUCCCCCCCAUUUUUUUUUUUUUUUUUUGCACAGAAGCAGCACAAUAAUGCAUGGCAACUAGUCAGAGUAGAAAGAAAAAGUGUCUUCCACAUUAUCCUCUAAAACAAAACCUACUGCUUUCAGAGAUAUUUAAAACCUGGCACAAGUUAAGGCAGAUUGUCCCCUACUGCUCUAUUUUUAUAAUGGGUCAAACUGAUUAAAUAGCUCUUUAGGUUGGCAUGAAUCUAGGUUCAACUACCACAAAUAAAAAACAAUUGGGAUGACAAUCUGGUGGAUGCAAUACUGUGCAGUUAGGUGUCACCUCCUCCCCAGGAACAGAGGUUCUUUUAUUCUCCCCUCUGGGUGUGAGUUUCAGGGGGUACAUUUUAAACAUAUCAAUGCUUUUCUGUAGCUGGGACCUGAAUGCUUAGUUUUCUAAGCUGAUAUUUGAGUUCAACACUUCUGCCAAAUGCCAUGAAGUGUAACAGAAAAGCUACUGCUUUGUAACAGAUGAACUGGUUUUUGUUUCUGUUCAGCUGCUGGGGAUGGGGGGGUGGGGGAGAAGAAUCAGUGAAUUGCCAGCCUUUGACUCUGUUUCAGUCACAUGGGAACUGUUGCCCUUUUUCUGAUUGUUUAAAAACAAACGUAAAUUAGUAUUGUGAAGAAAAAGGUUAAUUUCAAGAACCAAAGAUUUUUUUCCUGAGGCUUAUAAAGCUGGAGGCACCCCCUAUAACAUAAGCCCAGUAUCAAUUGUGUUUCCUUAAUGUUUAUCAGGCACUUUUGUAGAGGUGGCUGGCAUGCUGUUUCUGUUUCCUUUGUGGCUAACCUAGAGGCUGCACCACUCUAUGUGAGCUGAUUAAAAUAAUUUAUCACUAACAGUAGCAGCUUAAGACUGCACAUUAAGCCUAAUCAAAUCACUAUUUUACUCCCAUUAACUCAUAGCCCUUCAAUUGCCUAACGUGGUUGUUGCUACCAGCCCUCAUCAAGACCUUAAAAAUUGCUUACACUAGUUUAAUGUUAAGCUUGUCUAGCUUUUCAGUUCUAGAACAUCUCCCUUCACUUCCAGAUGGACUGGACUUGUACAGCAUUUUUGGCAUUAUGUCAGAGGGCAACAAAAGUUACAUGAAAAAAUCUUGACAAGGGAUCACCUUCUAUGAAGGCCCAAGCUUGUUCACAUUUCCCCUCCCCAGUGACAUUGCAUGGUAAAUAGUUAUUGUUAGUAUGCCUAGUUAUGAAAUUAACACUAAUACAUCUCAGUAAAAAUGUAACUGGCCUAUUUCUCUCGAGUCUGAAAUACAGUAAUCAGUCUAAUGUAAAGGUAGCAUUGGUGAGCCCUUGAUAACUGACUUUCUCCCAGAGUGUGGACCCUCCUUCAAUAUUAUGAAAUCUGAAUUAGAAAAAAAUUCUGGAAUCUCAUUUUACAGCUAUUCUUAGUGAGUUGAGACUGCUCCGUGUUUGCCCUGCUCUUCAGCAUUUGUCUGGCCUCUUCCUGAAUCAACUUAUUAAAAUUUUAACUUGAACCAACCCCAAACCAACUCUAAGUUGACCAGGAGGAAGGCUUCCACUUUCACUCUUAAAUUUUGUAAAACGGGGUGGAGCAGAGUGGGUGAAUAGAAGAGAGAGAGAAGCAAACUUCUCUCUUAAGAAGCUGGUCAGUUGCCUUGGCAGCAUCUCUUCUUCAUUACCUGGUCUUUGUAAAUGGAUAAUGGAUGGAUGCCCUUACUUAUUCAUGCUUAAGGCUGCGAGUCUGUCACAGAAGUCACGGCAUCCAUGACCUCUGUGACUACUGCAGUGGCUGGUGCUGGCCCUGGGCCAGCAGCAGCAGUUUGGGUGUGUGGGAAGGAGCUCAGGGCUAGGGGCAGGGGGGUUGGGGAUGCUUACCUCGGGGUAUGGGAGGGUCCCCGGCGCCACUGGCGUGGCCCUGCAGCUCCUAGGCAGAGGGGCCAAGGGGCUUUGCGAGCUGUCUGUGCUCACAGGCCCCGCCUCCGCUGCGCCCAUUGGCCAGGAACUGCGCAGCCAGUGCUUGUGGUGGAAGCAAUGUGUGGAGCUCCACUGCCUAGGAGCUGCAGGACACGCAGAGCACGGUAGGGAGCCCCUGCCAGCCUCGCCAACUCCCCCCCCCCCCAGCACCAUCAGGGUCCUGAGCAACCUCCCUCAGCCCCACGGCACCCCCAAACACAAGCACCUGCAGCCCCCAGCCCAAGUUUUAAUUAGGGGUAUAUAGUAAAAGUCAUGGACAGGUCACAGGCAGUGAAUUUUUGUUUAUUGCCCAUGACCUGUCUGACUUUUACUAAAAAUACCUGUGACUAAAACGUAGCCUUAUUCAUGAUAUAUGUUUUAGGCUGACUGCAGGCUGCACACUGUUCCUUGAUGUUUAGUUUUUUCAGUUGCCUACUUUAGGCUCAGACCUUAAUUCUUAACAUGAAAGUCCCUUCAGAAUAUCCAUCCCGCAGAUGGUAGCAGGCCAGGCUUUCACAAAUCCCCUCUCUGCAGAACUCUUUCAAUUUAUUAAAAAAAA
Molecule: messenger RNA, 5502 nt
Organism: Trachemys scripta elegans
Lineage: Eukaryota; Metazoa; Chordata; Testudines; Emydidae
Gene: MYLK3
Product: myosin light chain kinase 3
Exons: 12
Coding region: 218-2398 (726 amino acids)
Biological process (GO): protein phosphorylation; intracellular signal transduction; positive regulation of apoptotic process
Cellular component (GO): cytoplasm; nucleus
Molecular function (GO): protein serine/threonine kinase activity; ATP binding
Source: RefSeq, a predicted model, not a curated record